UUGUUAAUUUAUCUUCGAUUAACAAUUAAAAGCCCAAGUUAAGUUUCUUAAAGAAUCAGUUGAUCAUCGACUUGGAAUUGAACCAUUUUAUUCAAUCAUGUUUUUAGUCGUUACUUUGUUGUUUUCGUGUUCUUUUAUCCUCUCUGGUCAAGCUUUUUCAGAUGAUCGAGUGACCAGUUUACCAGGACUUUCGGGGAAACUAGAUUUCAAUAUGUAUUCGGGUUACCUUGAUGCUAGUCCAGGAACUCAUUUACAUUAUGUUUUCGUCGAGUCGGAAAAUGACCCAGCUAAAGAUCCCCUUUUACUUUGGCUCAACGGUGGACCAGGAUGUAGUUCGUUACUUGGAUUUUUCACUGAACAAGGUCCAUUCCGAUUGAAUGGAAAUUCCAGUUUGGAUCGAAAUCCUUACGCAUGGAAUAAGGUAGCGAAUGUUAUCUUCCUUGAAUCUCCUUCUGGUGUUGGCUAUUCUUAUAGUGAUUCUGGUAAUUAUACUCAUGAUGACGAUUCUACUUCACUUGAUGCUUUACUCGCGAUAAAAUCUUGGUUCAAUAAGUUCCAAGCAUUCAAAUAUCACGCUUUCUAUCUGACUGGUGAAAGUUACGCUGGAGUUUACAUUCCUACUUUAUCGGUUCGUCUUCUAGAAGAGCCUGAUAUUAACUAUGUCGGUUUCGCCAUUGGAAACGGUUACCUGGAUCAAUAUCUUCUUGGUAAUUCAAUGCUACGAUUCGCCUACUACCAUGGUCUCUUAGACUCUCAAACUUGGAAUACAAUCGUUUCCUCUUGUUGUAAUCACGGUGACGAGUCUCCAGAUUCUUGUAACUUUGCCACAAACACUAAUCCCAAGUGUGUUGAUAUCGUUAACAAAGCCAAUACUUUCAUCAACAAGAUUAGUCUUAAUCCUUAUGCCAUCUACGAAGAUUGUAAAACAUCAGCGUCCAGUUCAUCAGUGAUGCUCGAUAAAAAAUCAUCUAAUCACUCGACGAAAGUUCAAAGUUAUCGUGCUAAAUCUGGUUGGCAUUUAAUCCGCAACACAAUUAAUACAGUUUUCCAUAAAAGCUCACAUACAAAGGUUAAUACUGAUAAUGAAAAGGUUGCUGGUCAAACAAUUCCAUGUGUCGAUGAUACCAAUUUAAUUAACUAUCUAUCCCGAUCCGAUGUUCGAGAUGCUCUCAAAAUCCCAAGUACUCUACCUGAUUGGACUGAUUGUUCAGAAACAGUUUCAUCUAAUUACAAGAUGCAAUAUCCAUCGCUGAAGAAACAAGUUAUCGCUUCAAUCAAAGCAGGUAAACGAGGACUAAUUUACAAUGGCGACACUGACAUGGUCUGCGAUUUCUUGGGCGACGAAUGGUUUUCAGAUCAACUUGGCUUCAAACAAAUCGGUGAAUACGAACCUUGGUAUGUUAAUAAUCAAGUCGCUGGAUUUGUUAAACAUUAUCAAGGAUUCGCAUAUGCAACCAUUAGAGGAUCAGGUCACACUGUACCCGAAUAUCGACCUGCCGCUGCUCUUUACAUGAUUGAGAAAUUUUUAGCUAGAAAUAAAUUGGUCUAAAUGUAUAAUACAAACUCUUUGAUAUUUAUUUGAGACUUUAAUCAUAAUCUGUAAGAUUGUUAAUGGAAUAAAUUAGAUUUUAUUGAAUCGUUA
Messenger RNA from Panonychus citri (citrus red mite), 1642 nucleotides. RefSeq names its product lysosomal protective protein-like. Gene Ontology annotation, biological process: proteolysis. NCBI's taxonomy places the organism in Eukaryota, Metazoa, Arthropoda, Arachnida, Trombidiformes, Tetranychidae. Gene Ontology annotation, molecular function: serine-type carboxypeptidase activity. The coding region runs from base 98 to 1549 and encodes 483 amino acids. The transcript has a single exon. The record is from RefSeq and is a predicted model, not a curated record.